Molecule: messenger RNA, 2713 nt
Organism: Pteropus alecto (black flying fox)
Lineage: Eukaryota; Metazoa; Chordata; Mammalia; Chiroptera; Pteropodidae
Gene: COLQ
Product: collagen like tail subunit of asymmetric acetylcholinesterase
Exons: 15
Coding region: 58-1200 (380 amino acids)
Molecular function (GO): heparin binding
Source: RefSeq, a predicted model, not a curated record
CCCCCAAUCUGACCUAUAACCCUGUGUUGCUUUGCAUUGAAGCUUCUCUCCCAAGACAUGAAGAAUCUCAUCCUGGAACUGGAGACCACGCAGCCCCUGUGCACACAAGGAUCGCUUGGCUCCCCUGGGCCUCCUGGCCCCCAGGGUCCUCCAGGGCUUCCUGGCAAGACAGGAGCAAAGGGAGAAAAGGGGGAGCUUGGCCGACCAGGAAGGAAGGGUAGACCUGGCCCCCCAGGUGUUCCUGGCAUGCCUGGGCCCAUCGGCUGGCCUGGCCCUGAAGGACCCAGGGGUGAAAAAGGUGACUUCGGUCUGAUGGGCUUGCCAGGAUCAAGAGGACCAAUGGGCUCCAAGGGCUAUCCUGGAUCCAGAGGGGAAAAGGGAUCCAGAGGUGAAAGGGGUGACUUGGGUCCCAAAGGAGAAAAGGGAUUCCCAGGAUUUCCUGGAAUGUUGGGCCAGAAAGGUGAAAUGGGUCCAAAGGGUGAGCCUGGAAUAGCAGGGCACCGAGGACCCACAGGAAGACCAGGAAAACGAGGCAAGCAGGGGCAGAAGGGAGAUAGUGGAGUUAUGGGCCCACCAGGCAAGCCUGGGCCUUCUGGUCAACCUGGCCGACCGGGUCCCCCAGGCCCCCCAGGCUCCCCAUCUGCAGGACAAUUUGUAAUGGGACCCAAAGGGGAAAGAGGAUUUCCCGGGCCUCCAGGAAGAUGUCUUUGUGGAACGCCCAUGAAUGUGAAUAACCCUUCUUACGGGGAAUCCGUGUAUGGGCCCAGCUCCCCGCGAGUUCCUGCGAUUUUUGUGGUCAACAACCAGGAGGAGCUUGAGAGGCUGAACACCCAAAACGCCAUUGCCUUCCGCAGAGACCAGAGAUCUCUGUACUUCAAGGACAGCCUUGGCUGGCUCCCCAUCCAGCUGACCCCUUUCUAUCCUGUGGACUACACUGUAGACUACCGCGGCUCCUGUGGGGAUGGGGUCCUACAGCCCGGGGAGGAGUGUGACGACGGGAACAACGAUGUGGGUGACGAUUGCAUAGGCUGUCACCGAGCAUACUGUGGAGAUGGUCACCGGCACAAGGGCGUGGAGGACUGUGACGGCUCUGACUUUGGCCACCUGACAUGCGAGACCUAUCUCCCUGGGUCUUAUGGGGACCUGCAGUGCACCCCGUACUGCUACAUCGACUCCACGCCCUGCCGCUACUUCACCUGAGGGCGCCAGGAGGAGGCGGGCUGCCUCUCACAUGCCUGCAGCAGCUUCUCCACCCUCGUGAAACUGACCUCGCACCAUCCUGGUCCGGUUUCCAUCGCCUUCCUGCAACCAAGACAAGGACAAACUCGUGCUGCUAAGAUGUGCUUUUAACUCAGUCCAACUGGAAGAACUUAGGACCAGUGCAUCCUGUCUUAAUCCAAAAUACCGGAAAACCUCCCACAUGCCCAGCCUGGGGACUGUGACCCAUCGCUCAGAUCGGGCCAGUAGCUGAACUACAGUGCCUGUUCUAUUCCCGCGUGUUGCCCUUCCAGGCCGUGGACUGGCUUAGCACUGUUACACACACAUGGACCUGCAGACUAUUUGUUCUCAUCCUGUUUGGGGCGUCUGGGGUACAGGCCUCUCCAUCCCUCUGACCUCCAGAAAUGUGGGCAUUUUCACCAGGACAACCAGCUUCCGAGUCUCUCCAGGCCUGUGAACCGCACAGCAGGAAGUGGGUCCAUUCUCUCAUAGUGGCUCACAGCUCUGGACCUCCUGAGGGUCCCCUCAACUGGCCACAGCCCAGUAUAGCCCCAUGUGGACGUCCCCCAACAAGAGACUCAACUGUGAAGAAGUACUGAGAAAGCCACCAACCCCUUACUCUGCCUCAAGUAUUGGGUGGAGGCUCAGCUGUGGUGCCUGCCACGUAGACAAUAGCAGAUGAGUGGCCUUCCGCUUCUUGACCAUUUCCCAAAGGGACAGCUCUCAUGGUUUCACCAUCCCAGGCACCAUCUUGACCUUGUGGCUCUCUGCACUUAGGCCUCUGUCUCUCAAAUGCCUCUCUCGUCCAUUUCUAAUUCAGGAAAGUCUCUGGCAAAGUGACCUGAGUCCACAACUGGGCAGGCUGUCCGUGUUUCUUCAGCCCUGAGGAGAGCCCCGCCCUGGAUGUCCCGUCUGGGACCCCACCACUUUUAGGCAGAGACGGUUCCUGUCCCGAGCUCCAGCUCCUGGCUGCCUGCUGACCCCUGAACGCCCUGUGGCCUCCCCGUGUCUCCAUAGUGCGCAGCUUGGUCCUCCCGUCUGUAUGCCGAGUCUCCCACGUGUCUACAGGGUCGUUGUCCUGCAUGUCUGUGAGCUGCCUUUCAUCACCAUCUUUCCUGAGUGGGCCUUGGCAUUGUUUUAGAAAGACGUCUUCCCCACAGCAGACCUUGAGUGGGGUUUGCCCAUUUGUUAUCAGACGAAGGGACACUCCUGGACUUUCGUACAAAGCUAUUUAAUUUGGCUAAGUCCUGGGGACUCAACAGAUAGGAGCCUCUGGCCCAGCUGGCCAUCAUGCUGGUGGUCUAUAGUGGACGGGGUCAACCCGAAGGUGGUGUCUUCAGAGAUGGGCACAUUGGCCAGCUUGGUUUCCUCAGCCUCUACUGCAAGCCCUGGGGUGAUCUGCUCUCAUGUAAAGUCACCACCUUCAUGCUGGGAUCUCUGGGUAGGAAAUCAAGAAAUAAAGACAGCUCUUUUCCCCAACUGUGGCUUUCUCUUC